Molecule: messenger RNA, 697 nt
Organism: Hypomesus transpacificus
Lineage: Eukaryota; Metazoa; Chordata; Actinopteri; Osmeriformes; Osmeridae
Product: transmembrane protein 184B-like
Exons: 5
Coding region: 1-561 (186 amino acids)
Biological process (GO): transport
Molecular function (GO): transporter activity
Source: RefSeq, a predicted model, not a curated record
AUGCACUGUUGCGCUACGGGAGUGUAUGAUAAGGAAAUCACGUUUGUGAUCCACAACUUCCUCAGCCUGUGUUAUGAGUACCUGGGAGGGGAGAGCACCAUCAUGGCUGAGAUCAGAGGAAAGCCCAUUGAGUCCAGCUGUGUGUACGGCACCUGUUGUCUCUGGGGAAGGACCUACUCCAUUGGCUUCCUCCGCUUCUGCAAACAGGCCACCCUCCAGUUCUGUGUGGUCAAGCCCCUGAUGGCCAUGAUCACAGUCAUCCUGCAGGCCUUUGGGAAGUACAGAGACGGAGACUUCAAUGUGUCAGGUGGUUACCUGUACGUGACCAUCAUCUACAACGUCUCGGUCAGCCUGUCCCUCUACGCUCUCUUCCUCUUCUACUUCGCCACCCGCGACCUGCUCGUCCCCUACAGCCCCAUGCUCAAGUUCUUAAUGGUCAAGUCUGUCAUCUUCCUCUCAUUCUGGCAGGGUGAGCAACUCACUCUCUCUCCUUAUAUCUCUUUUUAUUACUGCCCACGUCCAAUGCAGACAAUAUGUACACAUGCAAACCAGACAGAUUAACACACGUUCAGAAUCAUGGGUGUCAGGGUAUGAGACAAAUGCUGACUUUCCUCUACAAUUCUUUUUAUACUCAUUGUUUAAGAGUCAAAAUGUGAAUCCUUACAUCUCCCCCUGCUAUGAUAAUUGGUACACUUUU